Molecule: messenger RNA, 4257 nt
Organism: Peronospora farinosa
Lineage: Eukaryota; Oomycota; Peronosporomycetes; Peronosporales; Peronosporaceae
Source: the annotation of a GenBank genome assembly
AUGACCAAGAGUGAUGGUCAUGGCCGAGGAACACUGGUAUUCCUCAUUGUAUUGCUGCUAGUGGGACUCGUCACUGCUGUGUCAAAGACUGCUGACUUUACAUACAAGGCAAUGCAAAUACCUGACGUGGUUGUAGCUGGUGGUCUUGAUGGACGUGUAUACGCACUCAAUGCCUGGUCUGGACAAGUGUUAUGGUCUUUUGACUCGGGUGGUCCAAUGGUCGACUCGUCCCAGUGUUUGGGUGUGACUUCAGCUACAAGUCCGGACAUGCCGCCCAGUUAUCAGUCGGCGGCUGCAAAGCCACGUACACGGAAAAAAGGACACGUAAACGACGGUGAUAGAAAUGUUCACGUGGAGGAGGAAACUCAUCCAGAUGAUAAGGUUGUUGAGGACCGUUCGUUGAUUCAGCAACAAAUGGCAGAGGCACAAGCUGUUGCAGCCGGUAAAGCUUUUAUGUCACAAUUGGUGCCAUCAUAUGAUGGUAGAUUGUAUCACUUUUCCAAGAGUAAAGUCCAAGAACUUGGAAUGACAAUGGCGGAUAUUGUCAUGGUGAAUGGCCCUGUACGCGUAGCGGUAGAUACGAUUUCGACGAGUGGUAAUGUGGUGGACUCCUCGGCUGCGGAUAUUUUGCUUUUUGGUGAAAAAAAGCUCGAGAUGUUUACAUUAAAUGCAGUAAGCGGCCUUCGUCGUCCCUUUUCUUCGUCUGCAACAUCGACGAGUGAGAUUCUUUUUGGCCGCUCAGAGUUUACGACGCGAGCUGUUCAUUCGCGCAAUGCUUCAUCUGCACGGUGUUUUAAGAUUUCAGAGUACUUUCUUGACUUCACGCAGCAGCCGCACUGUUCUAUUGGCGAUGGUGGUCUCAAGAUGUUUCCUGAAAUUCUUGUGAUGCCUAAAGAUCCUACUUCUGCGCUACAAGAUGAGGGUUCUACUAUUGUUGCAUUUGACCCCUGGACAAGCGAGCAAUUAUGGGAAUUUGAAGUUCCUGGCUUUGACGUACUUGCUGUACAUGGAGUAUCAACAACACGCGGUGCUACGUUUUACAAGUGGAAGGUGGACGGCCCCUCCUCGAGUGCAUCGAAGCGUGUUCACACCCCAGCUCGAGUAGCUGUGGAAGGUUUGCACCGCUAUCAACGCUGGAUCGAUUCUAGUAGCUCGCAACAGUCAGUGAAUGAUGAAGAGCAAGAAUUGGAAAGAGAGAAUUCUCAGGUAGACCAGCAAUUGGUGCGUGUGGUUCCACGCACGUUGGACGCAAUGGGAUCGCGCUUUCGAUUACGCCUAAUGGGAGAUAAUUAUUUUCUCGAAUCCAGUGAGGAUGGUGGUGUAGCCCUGGACGAUAAUGGUUUACGGGCUACCCACGGCUCACCGACGUUUCACGAGCGACAAGCUGACGAUACUCACAAUUAUCAUGAAGACAUGGGGACUCAUCGCCGUCGGCAAAUCCUGUGGGAGCCGAUCGUCAAUGAUGGCAAGCAAGGUGUGUUCAUCACGUACACGCAUGUGGGAGCGAUGCUCUUGGGUGUGGCUAUGUGCGGUAUCCUGUUAGCAUGGGGGUGUUACGUCAAAGGGCUGUCAGCUUCAUUGGCGCACUCGGCUAUUAAAAGUAUGGACCAGAGCCAGUUCUUUACAUCUCAUGUACAUCAACUUAUCAUUCAGCGUCCAGGUGAAGACGACAUCACUAUUUCAAGCGUAAUGAGCCGCUCACUAAUUAUGGACGCCUUGAAUGUGGAUGGCCAGGUGCCACUAAUGGAAAAUAGUGCUUUGUCGACCGAAAUUGGCGUCCAUGCUGAGAAAAAUGCAACUGAAGCAGUAUCAAUAGAAAAGUUUUCACGCCUUGCUGCCAACGAAGCUGCAGCAAUCUUUCUCAAUGGUGGGCGUAUCGGUGGAAAGCAAAACUUACUUGUGAGUGAUCUGGAUGCAGAUUCCAAUGUAACUACGGCUACGUCUAUGUCCUCUGCGUCAUCAUCAAAUCUGAUUGUCAGAGGCGCAAUGACAUCAUCUCUCUCUAUCCGUAUUUCUAGACAAGGAUCUGCACUUGCGAGCGGAAGGAUAGCACUUCCGUACACUGAGGACGAGGUUCUAAGCGAAGUAGACAUUUUGGACGUUUACGAAGCGCUGUUACCCACGAAAGAAGAGAAUGCAGAGUUUCUAUCCUCGACUAUUGAUCAUAUGUUUGACGGUGAGCGCUUUGAGCUGGCACAUUCAGAUGAUGAAUUUUUCUACGAAGGUGAUGACUCUUCGGCAAUUAUGAACGAUGUGAAGUCAAUUAGUUCCUCUGGAGAAUCAACAACGGGAAGUUGCUGUAGCAGCAGUGACAGUAGCAGCAGCAGCCAUGCUGUAGACAAGCGGAAUGAUGGUGAUGAUAUGCAGUCCGCGCAGGAAGACGAAACCACGGAUGAAAAGUCUAGCGAGGAAAAGUUCAGUGCUCCAGACUCGUCUGGGUCAUCCUCAUCUGGGUCGGAUACUUCUCCGAAUGAAGCAGAGGUCCUAUUUCCGUUUGUGUGUCAGAGCCGUUUUGUGAACGAGUUUGAAGAACUAUCAGCAAUUGGCAAGGGUGGCUUCGGCCAAGUCAUGCUCGCUGAAAACCGCUUGGAUGGACGCGAGUAUGCGAUAAAGCGAGUUGGAUUAAACUUGAAGAAUCAGACAUCUAAGACUUUGCAGAAGUUUUUGCGCGAGGUGAAGAUCCUGGCGCUAUUGGACCACCCGAACAUCGUACGAUAUUAUCAGGCGUGGCUAGAAAAGGUUGAAAAGAGCGCAAAGGAGACGUCCGUAGCGCCUUCAUCGGUUAGAUCAGACACGAGCUCAGUUGGUGGUGUUGCCGAUGCUAAAAACUAUUCGACGAGCAAUCUUCUUGCACCCAUUUCGGAGCUCGAAUUUUCUGUAAAUCAACGCCAGCUCGAGACCUUUUACAGUAACGGAAGUAUGGUAAGUGACCAGGAUGAUGGCUUUGAAUGGGAACGUGGGUCGUCAUCUGACAUCGAAGGUGAUAAUGGGUGGAAAGAGGAAGAUUUGGUUGUGCAGAAUAAACCGCGAACAACCAACCUGCCUUCUCGUGUGCAUUCAUCUCGCUCACCGGCUGCUCGUGGUAUUGAUGAGGAUUCUUCGCUUAACGCGAUCGAAAAGUGUGAUCACUGGCUAUACAUCCAGAUGCAAUACUGUGCUGGCCGCAAUUUGGCCGACUAUCUGGCUGUUCCGACCCGCCCAAUGGAGUUGUCGAGAAUGCUAAAGAUUUUCGUGCAGAUUGCAAGCGCACUGAUGCACGUCCAUUCAUGCGGACUGAUUCAUCGCGAUCUGAAGCCAGCGAAUAUCUUUGUUGCUGACGUCGACAGAGACGAGAUUAAAUUGGGGGAUUUCGGUCUAUCGCGUUACGCUGCGAACGUGAAUAAUCUGAAUGCGCCGACAAGUUUGGAUGAGUCGCAGCAAGGGCCUCCUUCAAGCGGACUUCUGGAAACUCAUCUGUCAACGUCGAUGUGGUCUACUAUGUCGGAGAGUAACGAGGUUACUGCAGGUGUUGGCACGUAUCUCUACGCAAGCCCGGAACAAGUAGCGGGAAAGAAGUACAACGCCAAGACGGACAUUUAUUCACUGGGGAUGAUUCUUUUUGAGCUGUGUCACGAGCGAUUUGGAACGACAAUGGAGCGAUAUAUUACUCUUCGUGAUGCGCGAGACAGCAAAUUUCCGACCGAUCUCCGUGCGGCAAAGAGAUGUCCUGAAAUCUUAGAUAUGCUUCGCAAGUUGUUGAGUCACGAUCCGACUGCACGGCCAACAGCUGAUGAAGUUGUGCAGUGGGGACAGAUGAUGUAUGAAACGAGCCUGGCUCAGAAAGCUAUGGAUAUUGUGCGGUCACCGUGCAACCUCGACAUGGCUCGAUCAGCAGCUGGUGGAUACCCAUUUGUACCAGGUAUUGAUCAUCUCAUGGCUGGUGCUGUUGACGCGGUCGUCACGACUACAUUUUCAUUGAAGGUGGAGGCUGCAAUGGAACAUUGUAGUGGUGAAGAUGGUGGUGAACGCCGCUUGCCCAACCAUAACUUAUUGAAGCAAGUGUGCGAUGUGAUUGCUGGAGUGCACAAUGGGAAGAUUGAGAUGAAAAAGUGUGGACUUCACAUGGAAAGCGAAGGCGUGACAAUUCUGGAAUUUGAACUUGAUCCACAAAGUGCGCUUGCAGAUGCCCCUGAUAGCGAUGUGGAAGGUGCUGUGAUAAUGGCAAUUGAGGCGUUGGAUGAAGUUCAGAUUGUGCAUCGUAUAAGCAGGAUCGAUUGA